AUGGCUGGUUGGGGCGGCUGGGCACCAGGUGCCAGCAACAUCGGACAAUGGUUGCAGGUUUUGACAGGCAACACGGACAAGAACACACCUGUAACGAACCUACUGGACAACCCAUUUACUGCCCGUUAUGUGCGCUUCUACCCUCAGUCCUGGAAUAAUUACAUCGCCAUGAGGGUGGAGAUUCUAGGCUGCAACAUUACCAACAUUUGUCUUUUCUUCCCAGUCUGCCAGGAUCCGCUUGGGAUGGAAUCUGGUGCCAUACCUGAUGAGCGCCUCGCUACAAGCAAUUACGGAAACCCUAACGCAUAUCCUAAAUACGGGCGGUUAAAAGAGAUUCGUGCUUGGGGCGCCUGGACACCCGGGUUUCACAAUAUAGGGCAAUGGUUACAGGUUUUUACGGGCAACACAGACAGGAAGACACCUGUAACAAACCUUCUGGACAACCCUGUAGACGCCCGUUAUGUGCGCUUUUACCCGCAGACCUGGAAUAAUUGGAUUGCCAUGAGGGUGGAAAUUCUAGGCUGCAGCACUGAAUUCUGCCAGGAUCCGCUUGGAAUGGAAUCCGGUGCCAUACCGGAUGACAGCAUCACUGCAUUGUCAGUCGGGCAUCACAAUUUGCUACUCCCCUACUUCGGGAGGUUAAAAGGAACUGCUGGUUGGGGCGGCUGGGGAGCAGGGGUCCAGAUCAUCGGGCAAUGGUUGCAGGUUUUUGCAGCCAAUACGGACACGGAGACACAUGUAACAAACCUACUGGACAACCCUGUAGACGCCCGUUAUAUCCGCUUCUACCCUCAGUCCUGGCAUAUUCGCAUCGCUAUGAGGGUGGAGAUUUUAGGCUGCGGCACUGAGUUCGUCGGGAAUCUUCCGAUCUCGCGCUACACGCUCCGCUACCAGCCGACAGACGGGUCGGGCUCGUACCAGGACCUCUCCCCCGCACCAGGAGCGGGAGACACCUCGGCAACCGUGCUAGGACUCUUGGAUCACACAGAAUACACCCUCACGCUGACUUCUUUUGACUGGGAUGAUCAGCCAAACGGAGUCAUCAACGGGACAUACACGACAGUCUGCCAGUAUCCGCUUGGGAUGGAAUCUGGUGCCAUACCUGAUGGCAGCAUCACCGCAUCUUCAAUCGGGCAUCACAAUUUGCUACUCCCCUACUUCGGGAGGUUAAAAGGAACUGCUGGUUGGGGUGGCUGGGGAGCAGGGUAUUUCCUCAUCGGAGAAUGGUUGCAGGUGGAUUUAGGGGUGAUAAAGAGCGUCACGGGCACAAUUACUCAGGGUGCCUCCUUUCCUGUUUAUAAUCACUAUACAUGGGUAACGUCAUACAAACUUGAGUACAGUGGAGAUGCAACUUUUUGGACGACAUAUGCCGACAGUGAUGGCUCAGAUAAGGUUUUUACAGGUAACACGGACGAGAAGAAUCCUGUAACGAACCUACUGGACAACCCUGUAGACGCCCGUUAUGUGCGCUUCUACCCUCAGUCCUGGCAUGGUCGUCCCACUAUGAGGGUGGAGAUUUUAGGCUGCGGCACUGAGUUGCUCUGGGGACUUACCCUCAAUGAUGCCGGGAUGAGUCAUCUUAACGUGUCCUGGACAGUCGUGGGGAAUCUUCCCAUCUCGCGCUACACGCUCCGCUACCAGCCGACAGACGGGUCGGGCUCGUACCAGGACCUCUCCCCCGCACCAGGAGCGGGAGCCACCUCGGCAACAGUGCAGGGACUGCUGGCCCACACGGAAUACACCCUCACGCUGACUUCUUUUGACUGGGAUGAUCAGCCAAACGGAGUCAUCAACGGGACAUUCACGACAGUCUGCCAGUAUCCGCUUGGGAUGGAAUCUGGUGCCAUACCGGAUGACAGCAUCACUGCAUCUUCAAUCGGGCAUCACAAUGGGCUACUGCCCUACUUCGCGCGGUUAAAGGGAACUGUUGGUUGGGGCGGCUGGGGAGCAGGGAUCCAGAUCAUCGGGCAAUGGUUGCAGGUGGAUUUAGGAGUGAUAAAGAGCGUCACGGGCACAGUUACUCAGGGUGCCUCCUUUCCUGUUUAUAAUCAAUAUACAUGGGUAACGUCAUACAAGCUGGGGUACAGUGGAGAUGCAACGUUUUGGACGACAUAUGCCGACAGUGAUGGCUCAGAUAAGGUUUUUACAGCCAACACAGACAGGAAGACACCUGUAACAAACCUACUGGACAACCCUGUCGACGCCCGUUAUGUGCGUUUCUACCCUCAGUCCUGGCAUAUUCGCAUCGCUAUGAGGGUGGAGAUUAUAGGCUGCAACACUGACAGUAGGAGUAUUUUUGUUGCCUUUGAUAGAGUCUAG
This is a messenger RNA of Branchiostoma belcheri (Belcher's lancelet), 2319 nucleotides long. RefSeq lists its product as uncharacterized. The transcript is spliced from 14 exons. Bases 1 to 2319 code for a protein of 772 amino acids. The record is from RefSeq and is a predicted model, not a curated record. Gene Ontology annotation, molecular function: protein binding. NCBI's taxonomy places the organism in Eukaryota, Metazoa, Chordata, Leptocardii, Amphioxiformes, Branchiostomatidae.